Molecule: messenger RNA, 3570 nt
Organism: Papilio xuthus (Asian swallowtail)
Lineage: Eukaryota; Metazoa; Arthropoda; Insecta; Lepidoptera; Papilionidae
Gene: Shc
Product: SHC-adaptor protein
Exons: 8
Coding region: 320-1648 (442 amino acids)
Biological process (GO): intracellular signal transduction; cell surface receptor protein tyrosine kinase signaling pathway
Cellular component (GO): plasma membrane
Molecular function (GO): receptor tyrosine kinase binding
Source: RefSeq, a predicted model, not a curated record
UGUACACGGAACUGUCAAAAGUAACAAGUUUUUGUGAAGGAACAAUUUCUUUUUACGAACAUAAAUACUUUUUUUAUUUAUCGGCUAAACAUAUAAAAGUGUAUAAAUUUUAGUUAGGAUUUAAAUAAUGUCGCUACGUUUUCAAACCAUGUAAACUAUUUUACCUUUUAUCGCUAUCUGAAUAUACAAAAUUACAUUCCCAAUCAAUGAUCUGAAUCAUAAUGAAAGUGUACGUAGAAUAACUAGGAAUAGUUGAAGUGUGAAGUAGUGGCCUAUAAUAGUAUAAUUACCUAUAAAAGUACUGCGCCACUUCUUUGAAAUGGCCGAAAAUUCUUCUUUUGUUGCGAAGCCGGCAAGAGGAUGGCUACAUCCAGACUCAAUUCUAGCCACAGAUGGAGUUACUUAUGCUGUCAGAUACAUAGGGUGUAUGGAAGUAUUAACGUCGAUGAAAAAGUUGGAUUUCGAUACAAGAUCUCAAGUUGCUAAGGAAUGCAUUGCCCGAGUUUGUGCUGCAGCAGGUCUAAGAUCAGCUGAUAAAAAACGUCGAAUUAGCCAAGCUGCAGCCUGUGCUCUGGCCGCUAAGCCACGGAUGUCACAUUCUGGUUCAAAUGUUGCACUAACAAUCUCCUCAAAAGCUAUAACCAUAGCUGCUCUUGAAGGAGGAGAAACAAUCGCACGUCACGAAAUGCCAAGAGUAUCGUUUGCUUCUGGUGGUGACUCUGAUUCUUUAGACUUCGUUGCAUAUGUAGCGAAGACAGCACCACCUACAGAAUGGAGAGCUUGUUAUGUGCUAGAAUGUGGUGGCCAGCUGGCCCAAGAUGUAAUUUCUACUGUUGGACAAGCAUUCGAGUUGCGGUUCAAAGAGUUCUUAACGAAACCUUCAUCGGUGAACGUUAACGGUUCCCGUGCGUUGUGCACUGAAGAGGCGGUGCAGGGCGCGAUCGGGGGCAUUAUAGACGAGCGCGACUACUACAACGACUUGCCCGACAAGAUCCCGCCCGAAGCCACGCCCUCGUACCGACACCCUCCGCCGCCCCCGCUUGCCUCCCUCGCACCAAUAUCAUCUUGCGAGGAGAGCGUGCGGCACUACGUGAACCAGACUCCGCCUCCGCGCACUCCGCCCACCGCGCUGCUACCCAACCACAACACUGAUAUAUUUGAUAUGCAGCCAUUCACAGCUGCACCAGUCACGUCUCCAUCGUCGUCGUCACCGUCGUGGUCGUGUGGCGGGACAGGGGCGGGGGGUGCUGCGGGGCAGGCGGGGGCAGUUGUAGGUCCGGGCAUACCACUGUCGGAGGCGACGGGCGAACCACUGUCGAGUGCCGCGCAGGCCGCGCUGCUCGCCACCGAACCCUGGUUCCACGGACCCAUAUCCAGAACAACAGCAGAAAAGCUGGUUGUGGAGGACGGAGAGUUCCUGGUGCGGGAGUCAGCAGCGUGCCCCGGACAGUUUGUGCUGACAGGCGCGCGACGCGGACACCACAAACACCUCCUACUCGUCGACCCCAAUGGAGUCGUAAGAACGAAAGACCGUAUAUUCGAGAGCGUGCCGCACCUGAUCAACUUCCACUGCAGCAAUGAGCUGCCCAUCGUGUCCGCGGACUCCGCGCUGUUGCUGCGCCGCCCUGUGCCUCGCCCCGCCCCUUGAGCGCAUCGCCACACCCCUGUACUACGCUCCGCCCCCUAAUCGGUGCGCCACACCUCGUGACCCACCGUGACAUAUAAUUGAGUAUGAAAUAUUAUAUUUUUACUUUGAAGUGCACGUUGUAAAGAACAUGCACACAAUCAUACAGUUUAGUUAUAUAUUUAUCUAUAUACAUAUUACAUAAUUUGAGCACAUAGAGCAUCAUGUGUUUUUGUGUAGAAGACAAGACUCAUAUAAUUACACAAAUACAUUUGUAAAGAAUCUUAUUUGUUCAAAUAGAAUGAGAUAAAUGUUUUUAUACAUAUGUAUCGGCAGUGAAAACUCAUCAUACUACUAUAAACACUAAACUGCAUUUAGUAGCACAUUGUAGUGCCUUUUGUGUAAUAUAAAGCUUACAUUUUAAUCUUUUUAUGCCAUUAUAUGUACUAAAAAACAAAGACAUUUAUACUCUUUUAUAGUUUUUUUGCUCGCGUUCAAUGUAUUUUUAAGAUAAAUCUGUAAUUUUAAUCAAUGAAUUCAUGUUAUUUGCACCAAUCAAUGAACAAAAAUAAAAAUUUUGGAAUUAGAGAACAAUUUUAUAAUAAGAAGUAACAUCUGUUUAUGUAUAUCCAUAAGUUUCCACUGUCGAAAAACAUAUUAUCCUAAUAAUUUCUUUUAGAUAACAUGUUUUUCGUGUGUUGCUACAAUGAAAACUCUUUACUCUCAAACUUGAAUAAAACAUGUAGGGAAAAGUCAAUGGGACGGAGGAUUGAAAAGAAAUUUUUUAUUGUAGAAUUAUGGGACAAGGAUGGAAGAGCUACGACAGUUUUUAAGCCAAAAGAUUUUUAUAUAGAAAGGCGCUUUAAACAUAUUUAUAUAAAAGAAAAAAAAACUUAUUGUAUUUCAUCACUUUUGGCCAAAUUUACGUAUACGAUAUUAAGAAAAUGUUUGAAAAUGAAAGUCAAUCAAAGUAAAAGUUAAAGUAACGCAGGAAUUGAGGAAACGCCAAUUUACCCGAUGAAUCUAAGUUUUAUAAAAGCUUUAAAUAUUGCUGUGCAAUUUUAUACCAAAAUAUAUGUUGCUAUAGACAGAAUAUUGUCAACUGUAUAGCGUGACCCAAAAUUCAACGAUAAACCGAUUAUGGUGUAUAGCCAGAUAACUACAUGGGGAAAAAUACAAAAAAAAUCCAACUCUUUUUGUUUAAAAUUUUCAUUAACUUUGGUAUACAUCAGUACCGGUUUAUCGUUGAAUUUUGGGACACGCUGUAUAUAUUUUUUUAUAUUUUAUUCAUUCCAAUGUGGUUUAUAUUGAAAUAUUUAUAUUAAAGCUCUCUGUGUGCAUUAACACUGUCAUUAAUUGUCACUAAAUUAGUGGCUAUUGAUGUACGCGUACAUCACCCCGCGUCGGACGCACCGUACGCACGGCCCGCAACGGAUUUUAGUUUGCUUUGUUAUUAUACAUAACGCUGCGUCAUUAAUAGGCGCCGUUCGGAUCGUAAGACGGCAUUUAUCAACACGCAAUCCGUUGCGGUCCGUGCGUGCGGUGUGUCUGUCGAGGGCCGAUGGGCACUUACCUUUUGUAGCCAUGAGAUGAUUAUCAAUGCGGCAGUUUAACUGUUAGGUUUGAAACGAAUAGGUGCUAAUAAAGCUUACUUAAUAUUUAAUUCCCAUAUGUAAAAACAUAUAUGUUUAUACUAGAUUUUAAGAUAUCACAAUUUAAGUUUUCAUUUAGUAAUAUAAGACUGCUUAUUAUAUAGAAAGCCUGUAUCUAUUCCUACCAAUAUCAUUACGUUUAAGCAAUUAUUGUGUCAUUUUAAACGCUUUAACAAAUUUACUUUUAUUAUUGUAAUAGCUAAUUCGAUUUGACUAAAUUAAUAAUAAUUUAGUAUGUGAUAAGCACAAAGUUAAAUCUUAGGCUAGUUUAUAUAGAUAUGCAAAUUAUGUUGA